AUGUAUUACGUAAUUUCAGCACAGUUCUAUGAAACAGAAGAGCGAUUUCAUCGCAGAAAACUUAACAUCGGUGUUGACACCAUUCAGCAUGGGGUAGAAGGACUAACGUAUCUUCUUACUGAAAGCUCCAAGCUUAUGAUUUCUGAGAUAGACUUCCAAGAUUCCAUUCAUGUUCUGGGAUUCUCAGAUGAAUUGAACAAAUUAUUGCUCCAGCUGUACCUUGAUAACAGGAAAGAGAUCAGAAGCAUUCUGAGUGAGCUGGCACCAAAGCUUCCCAGCUAUCACAGUCUUGAAUGGAGACUGGAUGUGCAGCUUGCAAGCAGAAGUUUGAGACAACAGAUUAAGCCUGCCGUGACUAUAAAGCUACAUCUUAAUCAGAAUGAAGAUCAAACUGCCCAAGUGUUGCAAACCGACCCUUCUACCCUCCUCCACCUAAUUCAGCAACUGGAACAAGCAUUGGGGGAAAUGAAAACAAACCAUUGCAGGAGAAUAGUGCGCAACAUGAAAUAGUAUUGAUUCGUGGCCAUUGUCUUACUAAGCAGUUUGUGAAACAACUAAAACCAAUGUUCACAAAUACAUUUUGAGGGGAAAAAAAAAACAUCUGGAUCAGAUGAAAUGCUUUCCUGUGCCAGGAUCUUGAGCCAGUAAUUAUAGGCUGAAUGUCUGUAGGUGCUAACUUUACACACCUGCCUGAUAUGAGAUAGGUAAUUGGUUUUGCUUUACUUGCAAAUGUAGAAAUUCAGCAUGCUAUGCUGAGAAUUUCUUUAGCUCUAAAUUAGUAUAGUACUACUUGAAGAAUUUUCCUACAUUAAGUAGAGCUGUCACAAUAUUGUAUGAAGCUGCACAUUUAUUUUUACAUUUAUCAAGUAGGUUUUUUCCCUGGGUUUUGCUUCUCUUUUGAAAUUAAAAAAAAAAAAACCCAAAAAAACUGUACUGGUGGGAAUGAUACUUUACAGGAAUGUUUCUUCCAUCUAGACUCAUGUAUGCGUAAGAGUACCUGUGGGACUGCUGCCCUCUUCCUCCAAAAGAUUCAGUCAACUCAGAGGCUGGGUGUUACACUGCUUUUCUACCCUUAUAUAAUGAAAGAAAGCAUAAUCAAGCUAAUGCUUCCAUUUUAACAAAGCUAGCUAUAACCCCUACUAGGCAGUCUCAUGCUUUCUGCAGGUAGCAGUUACCAUAGAAAACCAGUGGCCUAAACAUAAGUUAGCAUACUGGUUAUUUCUAGAUGUAGAAGUGAUCUGAAAAAUUGCAAAAAUAAAACCAUGGGCUAGGAGGUAGGUUAAGAAUAGCGUUAACUUCUGCUAAAUCUGAUCUUCAUGCUGUGACGCAACAAUUUUUGUUCCCCCAUUUGGAUAGCGUGCUCAUAAAGGAAAGACUAGCUAAGUAUUGCAACAUAAAUGAUGCUUUUCCAUUUUUAAGAAAAAUGUCUAACAAAGGUUAUGUCAAAAGUCACUUUUCAAUUGUAUUCUAAUGCAAUAUUUUGUAGCUUUUGUGACUAAGGUUAACUAGUUUUACUAAUUAAUGUUUUACUGUCACUAGUGAGGGUGCAUCAUAAAGCCCUUAAAGUAUAUUGGGGAGGACAAAUAGACAAGAGAGAACCUUAACAUACAGAUUCUGUCAAUAACUGUAUAUCUACUGUCUUUCAUAGCAAAGCCAUAAAUUUAUGUAUUAAUUGGGUUCCUACAUUUACAAAUGCAUUAUUUUCUUACUGUUUUGAACUUUUUGUACCUUUGAGAGGUACUAUUUCAGAUGAAACCUGCAUGGCAGAAGUGCUUUAAUCAAUAACACUACCACUUUAAAAAAGUCAGUUUUCUAGAAUAUGGAGUUGCUUAUUCUCUAAUUGCUUUAUAUAGUGUGGCAAUGGUGUGAACAAACUUAAUUUCCUCUCCCAUAUAUUAAUCAGCAAUGUGUUUCAUUUACCAUCCAUAUGUGGUGACUUUUUUCAUAGAAUCAUAGAAUUUUCUUCACAUACAGUAUGUGGUAAUUAAAUGUCAUCAAAUGUUACUACAUGGGAUUUCUGAUUAGUAUUUUUUUAUGUAACUGGCUUACAUUUUCAGGUGAAAUACAAGAACAGCCUCUAUGUAGGCCAGUGUUUUCUCUUUAUUCCGUCUCUCCUCACUAUAGCCAUAGUCUAGAACUCAUGGCAGCAAAAUAGACAUUUUAGAUAUAAGUCCUAGAAGCUUUUCGUGUCUCAUCUCACUACUGCCCUAUGAAUCUGAACAUAUUUACCUUUCUGUCUCUUAAACUUUUUUAAAAAAGAAAACUAGCUGCUGUAGAGCUAGUUGGCACCAUGGUAAAUGCUGGCAAUUUACAUGUAUGUCAUGUCCUGAAGCAUGUGCUAGAAGAGAAGGGGAGGGUUUUCCUCAGUUGCCAUGAGUAAAAUAGUUCAAAGCAGGUUUUGUGAAUACAGAAUGUCAUUGGAAAGCCUGCAUAUUCCCUUUUUUUUGAAGCUUAUUACAAUAGUGUAGAAGUAAAAACUGUGACACUGAAUGGUCUUGUUUUCUCUAACAAAAAAUCACCUGAAUUGAGGAUGGUCAAGGUUAAACUUUGAAGCUGGGUGAAAUUUAGAGAAACUCAAACUGGCAAUGAUCCAUGAACAGACUCAAGAAGAAAAGUAAGGAGAAAUACCCUUUACACCAAGCACGUUGCUUUUGAAUUGUACCUUUCAGUUUGUUCUGGAGAGAAGUACUGAGCCUGGAAAAGCAGCUUCUCAGCAGCUAGGGAUUUUAGCUUAAUUAUUAGAAAGGUAGAUUUGCCUUUAUGUGAGGUUGGAAUGGGUCUUUCUACAGCUCUGCAAAUUCCCUCUUUCCCUGUCUUCAUAGCACACACGGCAACUACCAAGGGCUUUGCAGCUGCAAUGACAGAAGUACUAAUGUGCGGACAGAGCAGAAUUCUAUCUAAAACAUGACGAUUAGUGCGAACGCACAGCAAAUGACACUUACUGCUGUUGAUGUAAUCAUACCGAUUUGAGUUACCAAUGUUGGAAUUACGGUACUUGUAUAGCUGCUGUUUUGUAGGGCACUUGAAGCUGGAGAGUCAAAAAGCAUCUACUUCAGUAACCCAAAGAUAGUGGUAAAGUAAGAAUUCACUCAUGGAUCUGGAUUUUUCAGUUUUAAUGUAAACUAUCCAAAAUUAAAGGUGAUAUAAAGCUAUAUUUAAUAUAACUUGUUUCCUCUCAUGAAUUUGCAAUUUCUUUAUAGAAACCCUUGAACCAGACAUGGAGAGUACAAAGCAUUAAUCACAAGGUAUUAAAAAAAAAAAAAAGAAAUGUGUAACAUUGCUACUUUUAACCCAUUUUAUUUUUAACAGGCUUUUUAAAAUUUGCUCUGGUAUCUCGCCACUAAAAGCAAAGUUAAAUUUGAGGCCAUUUCUCUACUUUUUUUUUUUUUGCAAGUCUGGAAGAACUGAUUGUUGAUUUUAUAACAGAAAAAGGUGACUUUCAACUUCUUAAAAAGUUAAGUAACUGAUUUGUAGGCAGUGCAGCAUUUUAAUCUUGAAGCAAUUUACAAACAUCAGUUAAGUCCUGAAUAAUCUGUAAGGAAGUUGAGCAUAUUACUAUUUCAUCUUUAGAAAUCUAUUAAGCAUGGAACAUAAUCUAUUAUCCUCAGUGUAGAACUUCUGUAUGUUUUGUUUUACAGAAAAUUUAACUUUGUUUUGCAGAACUGCCCUUCCUGUGUAUGACAAGUAACUUCUGGUUUUAGGAAGUAAGCAACUUGUGAAUGGCUCCCUAGCACCUUUUUGAUAGACCACUAAAUUCAGGCGAACUCUGUGCCAGUGCAGAGUCCAAGUGCAUAGAACAACUAAAAAUCCAACUAAUUUAAGCAUAAACUAGAUUAUUUUUUUAAAAGCAGAGUUAGGCUCAGCCCUUAGCUAUAUGCUUCUCAACAGAUUUGCGUCCCAGUUUAUUUUUUCCCGGUCUAAACAGCAGAGGGCAGAAAGUUUGUUUUUUAUAAUCUACAAAGGGAAAGUUUAGCUAUACAAUCAUUUUCGGUGUUUGUCUUCUGGUAAGAAUUGUUCAUAGACUCAAGACUUAGCCUGGAAUGUAUUUCACCUUAUAUUGUCCAAAUUAGUGAUCAAUUUUUAACUGAAACUAAUAAAACUUCCAGUUUUCAACCAUUGUAAAGCAUUGUUUCUUGAAUCUGCUAAUUAAUUUGUUAGGCCACUUAGGAAAGAACAUAAUAAAACCCAAUUCUUAUAACUCAGGAUGACGUAAUUUGUUUGGUGGUGUAAAAUGUUUACAUUCUUUUAAGCAUUGAGUAAACUCAAGAAGCAAUGCUUUUCUUCCUCCUGUUUUCUUUUUAAAUCCUUUUGAAUGAACUCUGUACGAUCACUGUCUGUUUUGUAAAAUCUGUUGUUCAAGUUUCUGGUCCAAGUUUAAUCAAUUCCCCAUCUCCAAAACGUAUGUAGACUCUCUACAAGCUUUAUUUUCUUGUACUUUUGCUUGUCCCUGCCACGCUUUCUUGCAA
This is a messenger RNA of Aptenodytes forsteri (emperor penguin), 4466 nucleotides long. RefSeq names its product COMM domain containing 2 (gene COMMD2). The coding region runs from base 1 to 510 and encodes 169 amino acids. The transcript has 4 exons. NCBI's taxonomy places the organism in Eukaryota, Metazoa, Chordata, Aves, Sphenisciformes, Spheniscidae. The record is from RefSeq and is a predicted model, not a curated record.